CAUAAUUUGCUUUCAUACACUGCCAGGAUGGACGGCCUCGCUCCCCCAGGAAAUGGAGAUGCAGACGAGAGAGGCUCUCUGAUCUCUGUACAGUCAGUUCAACCGCAUCCUAACACACUGACCAAGCUUGUUAAACGACUUCGUGCACUGACCCUUCAGUUACUUCCUGUCGAGGUUGAUCCAAAAGAUCUCGUCGCGCCUACCAGUCAAAUUAUCACCCCUCAAGUUAUUUCCGCCUACAAGGCAGCUGCAGGAGACUUUGUUGAGGCGCUCCCGUAUUGUCUUCUUAGAGCUCGUGCAGAAUUCAUGUGGGAAGCUAACCAUAAUCCUGCUGACUAUGACGAGAACUACGGUCGAGCAAUAGCAUGCGAAGUUUUGGCACGGAGGGUAGUUCAUCGUACCGCCGCAGAACGUUUGACUGCAGUCUUGUCUACUCGAUACACGCACACUCAGCUUGACGGAGAUGAAAGCGAUCCUACGAGUGCCAUGGAGAUGGCUAUUGACGCUCAUUGUACAAUCUUUCUGUCGUCGAGCGAAGCGCAGGAUGUAGUCAGAGCUCUUUGGGCUGGCGAUUUGGUUCAGAGGAAUAAUGAGAAGCUUGACAUUGAUUAUAUUCCGUACAAUGAAACCCAUUCCGGAGGAUUUUUCGACCAUUUCGACCCUUCACGACUAAGUGUUCCGAGGUAUCAGAAUAUGUUCCGUAUUAUCAUUUGGCUAUUUUAUCUUGUGGCAUACUCUCAAGCUGUUCGACAGCCGGUGGAACGCCUUUCGGAUCCGACGUAUACUUCCACAUUGGAUGAAUGGGAGAUAGUUCUGUACAUUGUUGGGUUGUCUAUUUCCAUUGAAGACAUACACAAGUUUUUCAAGCUCCUGCAAUUCGUCACUUGGAAGGCUUUCUCCUUCUGGAAUGUUGUCUCCCUCGUAACCGACCUGCUUUUGAUGGCUGCUUUUACGUUGCGAAUGAUUGGUCUCUCCAAGAAUAGUGACGACUCGACGAGGCUCAGGAUCAUUAGCUUCCAAGUCCUGAGUUUCGUUGCUCCGUUUAUAUGGAUGAAAAUCAUCACUGUGUUCGAUGGGUACAAAUAUGUGGGAAUGAUGCAAAUAUGUGUCACGCGUAUGCUAAGAGAGUCAAGCAUAUUUUUCGCUUUGCUCUCGAUAUUGGGGCUUGGCUUUGCGCAAGCCAUGUAUGCAUUGGAUGCCGCGGAUGGGACGACCCAAGCCCCUUCUUCUGUUGUAAACGCCUUGGUUCAAGCCCUUCUACAAGCGCCAGAUUUCACAAGAUAUGAGUCAAGCCCAUCGGGACUUCUUAUGUUCUACUUCUGGAAUGUAGUAACAGCAAUAAUUCUUCUCAAUGUGCUCAUCUCCUUGUUCUCUUCAGCCUACUCUGAAGUGGUUGAUGAUGCCGAAGCACAAUACUUGGCCUUCUUUGCUGGCAAAACGGUGUCUAUGAUUCGUGCCCCGGAUUCCUAUGUCUACCCAGCCCCAUUCAACCUGAUAGAAAUCAUAUUCGUUUCCCCUUUCGAGUUCUGGCCGUUGAAACUCAAUCGCCAGUCUUACGCGAAGUUAAACCGUGUUCUCAUGAGCAUUGUUUUCUUCAUCCCGUUGACUCUGAUUGCGAUAUACGAGAUCACGCCUCGAAAGAAGGAUGGAUGGGUUGCCAAUUGGAUGCAAGGCAAUGAUCAUGGGGACGAUGACUACGCAGAAAGUAGAGAUCCUGAGAUAGAUGACGAGAAUGGCCUUUCCAUCAGUAAGGUCCCAUUCAUGGAACUGAUCAAGGUGUUCCCCAACACAGCAGUGUCAUCUGAUACGCUUUUAAUGAACGAAAUUCGAGAGCUGCGGGAGCAGUUCGCUACAAUCGCGCGAAAACUCGACGAUAACUCAGGUCAAACGCAAUGACACGACUAACGAACCAGAGGACCUCAAGCCUCAUCUAUCAGAAAAUUCAGGUUUGGAUAGCCCUCAAUAGUGAUAUCGGAUAGACUUUGGUAAAUGUAAACCGGUAUAUAGUACUACGACAUGGUCAUGCCCUGUGAAUCCUCUUGAAGAUCUUGCGCC
Molecule: messenger RNA, 2055 nt
Organism: Marasmius oreades (fairy-ring Marasmius)
Lineage: Eukaryota; Fungi; Basidiomycota; Agaricomycetes; Agaricales; Marasmiaceae
Exons: 21
Coding region: 28-1896 (622 amino acids)
Source: RefSeq, a predicted model, not a curated record